CCGUACAACAGUUGAAGUAAUGAACGAAGCAGAAACCCUGUGUUUGUAAAUUCACUUUGUAUUCCUCUAUUUUCAUUGUUUUUAAGUGUGUUUAUUCGGAUCUUCCCCUUUUUCAGCAUCUAGACCUUAAUUUUCGAUAUGUGAAUCAGUGAGAUUUCAUUCUGUUUGUUUAGUGGAGAAAGAGAAAAGUUUUAUGACAAGGAAAUACAGGCGUUGCUGAUUCUUACCAUUCUAUCUCCUCAUUCGCCAUGGCCAAGUUCUUGGAAUGUAUUCUGUGUUUAUUUAAGCCCGACUCCGGUGGCGGUGAAGACGUGGAGGUGAAGGCAUCGCCUACAUUGGAUGAGUUGAAGACCCACUUUCAAAAAGCAACCAUCGAUGAUUUGAUCGACGGCAUCAAAGAGCUCUUGGAAAUAAAUAAGGGUCUAAAGACCAAACAUGAUAAUCCAAGCACGAGUUCUGAAUCGGCAUCCACCAAAGAGAAGCCGCUGUUUAAAUUAAUCGGUGGGAAGAUUUUGAAAAUUUUCAACAAACGUAUGGAGAAAAUGGCUGGAAAGGUAGAUCUGUUUCAAUCUGAUGGCGAAGUACCACAGGUUGUAUCAGAGAUAUUAGAACAAGUUGGAAAAGCUCACUGGACAGUAGCAGGGCUGUCCAUGAUAGGAUAUUUGCUAUCAAAGAAAGGGAAAAUGUUAAAAAAUCAGGGUGAAUGUUUAGAGCUUUUGCAACAUAUGUUUGAGCUUGCUAGCCAUAUUAAAAAUGUAAAACACCUGCUCCAACAGGAAGCGGAGAUGCCAAGAAAAGCACUUGAUUUGAUCGCUAAGGGAUCCAUGAUCUGCGCUUCACAGCUUAAAUCUAAAAAGUUUUUCAGGUUAAAAUAA
This is a messenger RNA of Cryptomeria japonica (Japanese cedar), 875 nucleotides long. RefSeq lists its product as uncharacterized. NCBI's taxonomy places the organism in Eukaryota, Viridiplantae, Streptophyta, Pinopsida, Cupressales, Cupressaceae. The record is from RefSeq and is a predicted model, not a curated record. The coding region runs from base 249 to 875 and encodes 208 amino acids. The transcript is spliced from 3 exons.